Messenger RNA from Malaya genurostris, 1038 nucleotides. RefSeq lists its product as uncharacterized. The record is from RefSeq and is a predicted model, not a curated record. The transcript has 3 exons. Bases 106 to 837 code for a protein of 243 amino acids. Lineage: Eukaryota; Metazoa; Arthropoda; Insecta; Diptera; Culicidae.
ACUUAUCGAGGCAUUGCAUAAGUUUAGCUCCUGAUUUUUGAAUUGAAAACCGUCAGCUGACAACGAAAUUAAGAUCGAUCCAUAACAUCCAGAACAUCAGUGAAAAUGAAUAAAAUUGUGGCUUUGUUUGUUAUACUUUGUGGAAUCAACGUUGGAUACUCGAUCCCGAUCCAAAAUGCUCUUAUGUACUAUCGGCAUGCGUCGCCAUACAUGGUCCCUCAACAUUCGAUGUAUGGAUUCCACUAUCAAAACCAACAGCUGAGGAAUCAACGUCGAUCGGCUGGGGUGUCUGCCUUUGCUGCCGGGAACACCAUUGCCACUGGAACGUAUCUGAAAGAUUGCAAAAACACAGAUAUAGAAAGCGCUGAGCAACCCGUUCAAAACGACCCGAACGUGCAGUCAACUGCAGAGGCCUACCCAGAAGAACAGUUCCCAGUCGAAGAAGAACCUCAGUUUGAUGUCCCAGCGGUGAAUGACCAGGAAACCAUCGAACCAAUUGCUGAUGAACCAGCGAUCGCUCCUGCUCUCCCAGCAGUUAUUCCAGACAAAAAGAAAAAGGUUACUGUUCAGCUAGACUCCGAAGAAGAAGACAAUGCAGUCCAAUAUGGUCGUCGUGGAGCUAAACCAGCCGAACCAAGUAGCUAUUUCCCGAUUAACUUUGGUGGUACUAGCGGGGGAGCUAUCGCUAUUGCCAACUCGUACAGCACUGGAAAGGGAGGAUCGGCAACCAGCACUGCUACUGCCUACGGAAGCCCAGCGGCCGCCGAGCUGAGAAGAGCAACUCAACCUGCCCAAUUGAAGAGAAAACCCGCCAAAUUGCGUGCUCGGAAGUACUAGUUUGUCCAAUGUUGAUAGUGAUAGAAUGCCCUAAAUUAUUAAGCUCCACCAAGUCCUCCGUAGGUUAGUAAAAUGAAAAAAGUGCAAAAACAUGUCGAGUAGCCUUAGGAUUUCGCAAAGUAAAACAAACUUUUAGUAUUUAUUGUAAUUUAAAAGCUUUCCUAAAAAAUUGCUCAAAUACAGAAAACUUCGAAGCAUCAA